UAAGCAGCUGAACUGCACCGUGGUUGGACUUGAUCGGGCAGGACUGGGCUGGGCUGCAGGACGAGCAGUGGUGGACGCUGUGCGCGCUCGGUGCGCGGAUCCCCCCGCAGCCGCUGGAUUCACAGUAUGAUACCAGAUCCAGAACAUGGUUUGGCCGAUUUCCCCAUCCUGAGCCUUCGCACACUUGCUGGACACUUUGAUGUGGACACGGGGAGGACGGGGGAUGUAGUUGCCGUGGAUUAAUGAGGAGUACACAUGGACUUCGAUUUUUCCCUGAGAUUAUUGGCUUAUAAUUUGUUAUCAACCUGCCUUGGCCAUGGAGAACCAAGCAGCCGAGCCGCAGAACUAUGAAGAUGUACAGAAAAGCGGUUAUCUCCGCAAGCAUAAAUCAAUGCACCGGCGAUUCUUCGUGCUGAGGGCGGCCUCGGAGCAUGGUCCUGCUCGGCUUGAGUAUUAUGAGAACGAGAAGAAAUUCCGCAGUAAAUCACCUGUGCCCAAAAAAGUCCUGAACCUCGAGACUUGCUUCAACAUCAACAAGCGGGCAGAUUCCAAGAACAAGCACAUGAUAGUCCUUUAUACCCGCAGCGAGAGCUUUGCCAUCGCUGCAGACAGCGAGGAGGUCCAGAACGAGUGGUACCAAGCAAUGCUGGAUCUCCAGUGCAACUGUAAAACUCCUGAAGACUAUGGCAGUAGUGGAGAGUGUAGCUCUCCAUCUCCUGUUCCAACCUUCAAGGAAGUGUGGCAGGUCAAGGUCUGGCCUAAAGGUCUUGGACAUGCCAGGAACUUAGUGGGCAUCUACCGGCUGUGCCUAACUGACAAAACAGUCAACUUUGUCAAACUCAACUCUGAUGUGGCCGCUGUGGUGUUGCAGCUGAUGAAUGUUCGCAGGUGUGGCCAUUCGGAGAAUUUUUUCUUCAUUGAGGUGGGUCGCUCAGCGAUUACCGGCCCUGGAGAGUUCUGGAUGCAGGUUGAUGACUCUGUAGUGGCACAGAAUAUGCACGAGACCUUGCUGGAGGCCAUGAAGGCCCUGAGUGAGGAGUUCCGUCAACGCAGUAAAUCACAGUCUGUGGGAACGUCAUGUGGAGGUGGUACUGCUUCAAAUCCCAUCAGUGUCCCGAGCCGUCGUCAUCAUCCAAAUCUACCACCAAGCCAGGUGGGCUUCUCCAGACGAGCACGCACAGAGACCCCUGGAACAGGAGGCAGCAGCACAAGCACUUCACCUACGUCACGCCACGGGUUUCCGAGGGCGCGAACGGCCAGCAUUGGGGCCAGGUCGGAGGAGGGCGGAGCAAGUGCCAAAGGGACAUGGGCUAGCUCCAGCCCAAGUCUUAAUGGAUCUUGCUCAACUACGCCAACACUCAGGCCCAAACCCACCAGGGCCCCAACCCCUGCUAAGAUUACCCUCAGCCUUGCACGUUACACACCUAACCCCGCUCCCUCUCCAGCACCGAGUCUGUCCUCCAGCUCCGGUCAUGGAUCAGAGUGUGGCCUAGUGGGGGCAGCAGUGGGAGGCAUGACAGUCUGCUCCUACCCUCGUGUUUCUCAAAGAGUUUCUGUUUCAGGUUCACCGAGCGACUACGGCUCCUCAGAUGAGUAUGGUUCCAGUCCUGGGGAACACUCUCUGCUUGUACCCAGUCUGUCUGGACAUCAUGUACACGGAGAAGGCUCCUCCAGCUAUAUAGUCAUGGGACAGCGAGAGGGUCUCCUUGGUUCCCACCAUCGCUCCAAAGGCCGACGGAUUCUGCGGCGCUCAUCCAGUCGGGAAUCUGAGGCAGAACGCAGACUACUAAGUAAGAGGGCUUCCCUGCCUUUGGCAGCCCACGAACGACUGACCCCACAAAGAAAAGAUGAAGAUGACGAAGAUGAUGAAGAAUAUGCCAUUAUGUCACAGAGUGCUAACAGAGAGAGAGCUGAUUUGCACCAUGCCUCAGGGGGUCUGGCAGUUGGGGGUGGGCACCUUGAUGUAGUAGGGGAGAAUAGGAAGAGGGCUGACAAAAGCAGGGGAGAAGUGGAUGCAGGAAAAGCUGUGGAUAGUGGCUAUAUGUCAAUGCUGCCUGGAGUGACGUCUCCUCCUGUUUCACUUUCUCUCUCAAUAGGUAUGUCUGACGCCAGUGCUAAACCUGGGGCAGAUGAUGAGUAUAUGGCCAUGACCCCCAACAACAGUGUGUCCCCUCCUCAGCACAUCCACCAGCCCAGCUCAGAGGGCUACAUGGUCAUGUCUCCCAAUAGCAGCAGCUCCACAGACCUGCAUGGACUGGGCAUGUGGGACAGCAGGGCCAACAUGGAGAGUCGGGCUGCCAGUGACUACAUGAACAUCUCACCUGUCAGCAGCCGCUCUGCUUGCAGCACACCACCUUCCCACCCUGAGCAGCACCAACUGCAACCAAAAAUGUUCAAUUCUUAUUUCUCCCUGCCACGAGCUUAUCAACAUACUCUCUAUACUCGCUUUGAGGAGGACUUAAACAAAGGGGAAGGAAAAAAGGACAGCAGUGGACAUAGUAGUGCUGAAAGAGGAGGGGGGGUGGGAUACAGCAAGAGAAACAAAGUUGCAGUGGGCUCUGCAGGAGCCUGCCAACUCUCCAUGUCUUCCUCUUCUUUCUCCUCCAGCUCAGCCAGCAGUGAAAGCCUGGAGGACAAGUCCAUAUCAGCGGGGAGAGGGUUAAGUUUAUUAAGAACUGGAACAGAGUACAAGAGUGCAGGAACCUGCACAAAAGAUGGACGACACCAUCAAAAACGUGGAUCAAGUAGUAAGAGCCCAAAGCAACAAAGGAGGGGUCGUCCCCUCAGCGUGUCUUCAGACAUCACUAAAGCAAACACCCUGCCCAGGGUGAAGGAGAAUGUGCCGCCAUCGGUGUCUCAAAACGUCGGUGAGUAUGUCAGUAUUGUGUUCAAGGAAGACAAUAAGUAUGACGCAAGACGAUGUGCCGGUUCUGAACAGGCACAACCUGUGAUCCACGGAACCCUCCGGCCCCUGAAUCAACCACUCCUCUGCCACGAUAAUCCUGCUAACCUCCCACGCAGCUUCUCUGCACCGUUGUCCACCUCUGCUGAAUACGUCAGCAUGGAUUUAGGGAAGUCCUCAACACCCCUGACUCCUGUUAGGUCCACAUUCAGCACCCCACAGAGUUCACCAGCUGUGGCCCCCAAGGCCCGACAUGAACACGGCACAUCCUCUCCUCUGGCAGCAGAGGGAAAUGCCGGGUACAGAACAAAAGUAAAGAUGGCAGCAAUGCCAACGGAUGCGGCCACUCCAUUUAUGGACAACAAAGGCUCAGAUCCUAGCAUUUCAGCAAGAUCUGCCAUCCACUCUGUUCCACCCUCAUCUAUGGAGCAGGAGACAGGUUUGGGUUUUUCCCCAGUCAAGUCCUUCCAGUCUCCUGAGCGGAGUAGCAGACUGGUCCGAGGUGACCCACAGGGACGGCGGAGCCACCGCUCAGAGACAUUUAACUCACCUCCCUCUCUACCACGCCACCCACCCUCUUCUACCUCCCUUUUCCCAGAGGGCAGUCAGGCAGCGAGCCAUCGGAAUGGUUUGGACUGCUCACUGUGGGAGAACGGGCAGGCAGCUAGUUUGUCUGCCACACCUCCACCACCACAAGCCUCCACCUCAUCUGCUGAACAAGGCCUUAACUACAUUGACCUUGACUUGGCCAUUAAGGAGAGCCCUCAAGCUGGAGUGGAGCGUACCUCUGCCGCCUACAACAUUGGAGGAAGCGCAAUGGGUAGCAGUGCUGGCUCCAGCCUCAACACUUAUGCCAGUAUUGAUUUCUAUAAGUCAGAAGAACUGAGAGCACACCAGAACAGUAGAAAGGAUGGCCAAGAUUGUUGAUCUUCGCCCUUGUCUUGGAUCUGAGUGUGACGCCAGUGUGACAGCUCGGCACUCAGUCAGUGAGGGGACGGUCGGUGGGCCAAUUUGUUGCCAUAAUAGAGCUGGACACUGGAGUCUGAACACUGAAACCAUGGAAAACACAUCCCCAUCCUGUCCGCUGUUUCUGUCAACCAAAUGUGUGCCAAACACACACACACACA
Molecule: messenger RNA, 4029 nt
Organism: Xiphias gladius (swordfish)
Lineage: Eukaryota; Metazoa; Chordata; Actinopteri; Istiophoriformes; Xiphiidae
Product: insulin receptor substrate 1-B
Exons: 3
Coding region: 317-3829 (1170 amino acids)
Biological process (GO): insulin receptor signaling pathway
Cellular component (GO): plasma membrane; cytosol
Molecular function (GO): phosphatidylinositol 3-kinase binding; insulin receptor binding
Source: RefSeq, a predicted model, not a curated record